Molecule: messenger RNA, 1550 nt
Organism: Parathielavia appendiculata
Lineage: Eukaryota; Fungi; Ascomycota; Sordariomycetes; Sordariales; Chaetomiaceae
Exons: 1
Coding region: 244-1410 (388 amino acids)
Biological process (GO): mitotic DNA damage checkpoint signaling; mitotic DNA replication checkpoint signaling; nuclear DNA replication
Cellular component (GO): nucleus; spliceosomal complex
Molecular function (GO): nucleic acid binding; zinc ion binding
Source: RefSeq, a predicted model, not a curated record
GGGGCCCAACGCUUCAACACUCCUAACAAACAAUGAAAUAACUAAUCAAAGUAUGGGGUUUAGGGUCAUUGAUCGUUCCAAGGCCUGUACUCGCCGUUUGAACAAGCAUUCUGACGCGAAUUACCGCCAGUUCUGACGAAACAGAUUAAAUCGGCCCCUCGAUUCCCUGCAGGACACAGGGUUGCAUCGCCCUCGACCAUCCCAGUCCUACUUACUACCGUACCGUUCCGAUACAAUUCCAUUAUGGCCGAUGUGCGCGCCCUCCUACGGCAACAGCGCGUCGCGCGCCGCAUAGAGCACCCGCAUGCUGCAUACUCGGACGCCGGCAAGCUCAUGUGCACCGUGUGCAACGAGCACGUCAAGACUGAGUUGCUCUGGGACGGCCAUCUGAAGAGCACUGGCCACCGACAACGGCUGCAGACCCUACACCAAGAGUCAGUGAAGAAGGGGGCCAAUGGAUACGCCGGGUUCGUGGACGAAACCGCAGACCGAGAUGGCCCGGCGGCCCGGUCGAACAAGCGGAAGCUGGCCGAUGCAGAAGACGACAAUAUGGCCGACCACGAACCCGAAUCACCCCGAAGUAAACGUAGCAAAGCCAACGCUCCGUCCCCAGAGUCACCGCAACUCGAGACAGGGGCGACACCGGCAAAGAAAGAUGGCGGCAGCAAGUCAGGAAAACCGACAACACCGCCUCUGGGCCGCCGAAUAUCUGGCACCCCUACCAUCGGCGUCGAGAUGCAAAUUCCGUCGCGUCCGGCGACCCCCAGCAGCGGUGGUACACCAGUCGUUACCACUCCCAAGGCAGCACCCAUCGGCCGGUCACCGUUGAUACCGGACGCGCUAGCAAUGCCGGAACAACAGGCGCCCGCGACAGCGCCAUCAGCAGCAACCGCGGACUCACAACCGGCAGCCGACACGACAACAUCAGCACGGGCAGAGAUUACCGACGACGUAUGGGCCGCAUUCGAGGCAGAUCUGAUUCACGGUUCGGCAGCAGCUAGCAGCGCCAAGCCAUCAGCCGCCGCAGCGCUGGAAAGCGAUGCGGUCAUCUCGGCGCCGGCCAUGAGCGCAGCCGAGCUAGCAGCCAAGUCAGAGGAGGAGGAGAGGGCGAGGCGGCGGGCGCUGGUGGAUAUCCAGAUCGAGGAUGAGAAGGAGGACGCGACACGGGCGUUGGAAGACGAGUUUGACGUCAUGGAGGAGCUCGAGGCGAGGGCAAGGAGGCUGCGGGAAAGGAGGGAAGCAUUGAGGGUUCAAAGUAAUGGCGGGGUUGCCCCUGCCGCUGCAACAGAUGGUGAAGCCAAGGGCUUUGCGCCAGGCAAGGAGAAUGGUACUGUGGAAGAGGACGAGGAAGGUGACGAGGACGACGAGGACGAUGAGGACGACUGGGAUAGUUUCCGGUUCCGUGCAUAAAGAUGGUGGUCCAACGUCUACAUCUGUUCUUGAAUGUGGCUUGGUUUAGGAAACGGGCUGUACCCAUUACUUGUGCUUAUCACGGUACGUCCUUUAAUAUGCCAGCGCCUGAGGGCUGCUAUAAGCAUCUAUUCGUCACA